This is a messenger RNA of Salvia miltiorrhiza (redroot sage), 444 nucleotides long. RefSeq lists its product as uncharacterized. NCBI's taxonomy places the organism in Eukaryota, Viridiplantae, Streptophyta, Magnoliopsida, Lamiales, Lamiaceae. The transcript has a single exon. The record is from RefSeq and is a predicted model, not a curated record. Bases 1 to 444 code for a protein of 147 amino acids.
AUGGGGUUUCCUUCACCAUUUCUUGUCAUGACACUUGUCUCAGUUGCAGCUGCAGUCUCGCAAGCUUCUCCUCAAAAACUAAACAGCAACGUCACUCUAGCCGGCAUUGUCACCUGCAUCAACGCGUCCAUCGCGGCCGUGAAGACGUACCCGUUGAUCCCGGAAGCACGAGUCGACGUCGUCUGCGGCGUCGUGUUUUUGGAGAAGGUGAUCAAAUCCACGAAUACAAAUCUUGCCGGAAUUUAUUCCUUCUCUUUCGACGCUGCUGACAUGGCCUUGCUCAGUGUGCCGGAGCUGUGUCACCUUAAAGUCACAAUGCUGGCGAGCUCGUGCGUCUUCGAUCCUUCCGGAGGUUUCCUCAAGCUUCCGAUCGUCGGCAUGAGAUCGGCUUUAGGCAUGCUGACGGACUUACUCCCCGGUGCACCAACCUAUUCACGAGAUUAA